AUGAUGAAUGGGGAGUAUAAUGACGGACAACUGUCGGAUACCUAUUUGGAUAAUAUUAUAAAACAACUCGAAAUAUCCGAUGGUUCGCAAGCAACUGCGUGUGUUCGUUCGGUAUUCGUUCGUAAUGACGCUGGAACAUUCCUGAAGAAGCUUGACGAACGGAUCAAACAUUAUGAUAAUGAAAUCGAAAAAUUAUGUAAUUUUCAAUAUCAAAGUUUCGUUAAGGCAUUUCAUGAACUAUUACAAGUACGAAAGGAUACAACCAGUAUGAAAAACGAAUUGGUGAAGAACAAUCAGAUGAUGCAAGUAGCUGGACAAAGUUUAGCAAAGAAGACUGAGGCUUUAAUCAAAGAAUAUCAUCGACAGAGUAACAUACAACAAACGAUCGAUGUCCUAUCACAAGCAUUUCCAGUUUUCGAAACCUAUCGAAAAUUGCAAGAAUGCAUGGAAGAAAAAAAACUCUAUCCUGCCUUGAAAUUACUUGAACAAUUGGAGACCAAACACCUCGUGCUUGUCAAGGAACAUCGUUGGUCAGAACUAAUUCAAAACAACAUCGCCAAAUUUCGAAGUCAGAUUCGUAAUGAGUCGCAUAACGAGUUGAAGAAUUUUCUCGAAAAUGUUGCAACUCAUGCAGAUAAAAUCGGCAAGAGUGCCUUCGCUCAAGCUGCUGUUCGUCUUGACAUCGAUAGACGUUACUACACAUUAGAAGAAGACCGUAAAAAGGACCAAAAGCAACAAGCUGAUGGCUCGGUUGAUUCAGCUUUAAUCAAUAUGAAUAUCACGGAAUUGAUUGAUUUCUCUCCGAUUUACAAAAGUCUGCAUAUAAACCUAUUUCUCAACUGUAAAGAAGAAUUUUCCAAGCAUUACCAACGAGAAAAACAAAAGCAAGCGCCUGUCAUUCUGGACGUUCCACCUAAGAUGCACGAGUCAUUCGAUGCAUUCAAAAAAUAUCUCCAACGUGUAACAGGAUUUUUCAUUGUCGAAGAUCAUGUUAUGAACACCACUGAAGGAUUGAUUGAUCAGCGAUUCUACUAUGAAUUAUGUGAACGUGCAACUCAACAAUUAUUAGCUGUCCUUCGACGUGCAGUGUUAACUUCCUACAAUCCAGAUUUGAUGUUAGAUAUGAAAAUUGUCGUUGUCCUGUUCUGUGCAGCGAUUAAAGAAUCGGGCUUUCCUGCUACACCACUUCUAGAUGUUCUUAUGGAAUUACGUGAAAGCUAUCAACAAUUGUUAUUAACACAGUGGAGUCAGAAAUUCACUGAAAUUCUCAACAAUGAUAAUUAUACACCAAUGGUUAUUGAAGAUGAAACCAAAUAUCAACUUUUACAGAGACAAUUUCCAUUGAGAAUUGAAGCAACGGAAAAAUUACCAUUCCCACGUCAACUACCGUAUAGUGAAUCAGUACCAAAAAUCUUUUUGGAAAUCAAAGAUUUCGUCGCUGUUUGUGCUAAAUUUGCCAAAGGUCUAAACGUUAGUAAAACCGAAAUUGAUGAUAUGAUACGCAAACCUAGUAAUUUACUCUUAACAAAAACAUUGAAAACGGCUCUCAUAGAACUAACAGCAGCUGAAUCAAGAAGACAACUGAAUUUCUCACAACUUGUGCAAAUCUGCAUCAAUACCUUGCAUUUAGAGAAUGCUAUGCCUUUUCUGGAGGAUUAUAUCGUUGCUUUAGUACAUGGAGGCGCGAAACAACUUGGACUUCGACUUCAAGGUGCAUCGAUGCUCAAAGAUAUUCGCAGUCUUGUCGAAGAUCGUAUCUAUGAUAAAUUAAACGAUAAAAUUGAUGAGUGUUUAGAUAUCGCUUCCUACGAUUGGAUGAUGCCAGAAGCAUUUGGUGUUGCCAGUGAUUAUAUCACUACAACAAUCCAAUUUCUCGAAAAUACCUUCCGUGCAUUUACACAUCUGCCUACCCAAUUAUCUCAAACAACAUGUCUAUCAGCAUGCAAACAUAUCUCAAACUCACUAACAAAUAUCCUUCUUAGUCAAGAUGUGAAAGCUAUAUCAUUCGGAGCACUCGAACAAAUGAGUUUGGAUCUGAUGCAAUGCGAAGUGUUCGCAUCGAAAAUUAAUAUUGCAAAUCUAGAUAGUGAAACUUUGUUACUCUGUUUUCAAGAUUUACGCCAACUGUUGGAUCUCAUUAUGGAUAAACGGUGGUCAGUUUUCUUUGACAAUUAUGGUAACCCAGAUUCACCAUUCGCCCGUGUGGCCCCACGCACAGCUUUGAUAGUUGUCGAAAAAUUACGGGACGGGCUAAAACGACCGUUGCUCUCGAAAUUCAAUCGACCCGCAAUGGAAAAAGAGAACAUCAAAAUGUUGGAAACAGUUGCAAAUAAACUACGACCUUUAAUGAAUGAUAAUUCCUAA
Messenger RNA from Adineta ricciae, 2364 nucleotides. NCBI's taxonomy places the organism in Eukaryota, Metazoa, Rotifera, Eurotatoria, Adinetida, Adinetidae. The record is from the annotation of a GenBank genome assembly.